This is a messenger RNA of Symbiodinium natans, 1713 nucleotides long. Lineage: Eukaryota; Dinophyceae; Suessiales; Symbiodiniaceae. The record is from the annotation of a GenBank genome assembly.
AUGCAUUCAAUUCAGGCGCAAGCUGCCUUAGCCGACCAGCACGGGCUAUUUCGAGCAGCAUCUGCCCUUGAUGUCACAUCAAGCCUUCUGAACUGCUCGCGAUGCUUGCCCGUCAAUUCCUUGCGGAAGGUUGCGAAUGCUGACAUCUUCCUUAGCCAUUCUUGGUCCUGUGCCAGCUGGAAGAAAGCCCUGGCAGUUUGUCACCAUCUGAACCUUGACUUGGCCAUUGCUUCGUCUUUGGUCGUGGCGGCCUUGUCAGCUACCUUCAUCCUCUUCUUACUACAAGCCGGGGACGCUGACCAACGCUUCAUUCCGCAGCCUGAAGACGUUUUGUUCGUGUGGUUGUUCUGCCUCCCGAUGGCUACAUUUCUCAUCGUGUAUCUUUUCGGGCACGUCUUUUCCAAGACCGGCAUUUGGUUUGAUCAAGUUUGCGUAGAGCAAGAUCAGCCUUCUGUGAAAGCUCAGACGCUUCAAGCUGUACCAGCUUUUGUGGCUCAGUCAGCUCAGAUGUUGGUGCUUUGGGAUGAAACGUACUGCCAAAGGUUGUGGUGCAACUACGAAUUAGCUGUUCGUGCUAAAACUGGACCAACACAUGCGAUGGUACUGGUGCCAAUUUGGAAGCCACUGUGGACGUUGUCUUGGUUUGGAAUCGGUUUCCUGCUUUCCUGCAUGGUGAUAGGAUACAAACCUCCCCCUUUCGAACUUGACUCAAGAAGAGCUCUUUUCAUCUCGAUGUUUGAAUUGGAGUCUUUACCUGCAUAUAUGUAUGUGGCUUCUGGAGUCCCCUUCUCAUGGUUUUGCUUGGAGAAGCUCAGACGCCACAGAUGGAUGCUGGAUGAGAUGGCAAGUUUCGACUUGAAGAAUGCGAGAUGCAGUGUGGAAAGUGACCGUCAGAUCAUUGAGGAACAUAUAUCAGAUCUCUUUGAUGAGGCUUUGGACCCCCCACUGAGCGUCGCUUUUGAUGCCGAUGAGUCUCGACCGCCGCCUUUGAUGGAUGAGAUGAGCUUGUGGCAUACUUUGAGGACGAACAUCCAGCAACCUAGCAGCGAGGUGGAUGAGAUGCAGGAUGCAGCCGUUCCUCUGGUGCAGACCAUUCGUGACAUCCGUCACGUCACUAGUUACCCCACGAGAGCAGAGGUCAUUGAUGAGUUCAACACCUAUGUGAGAGGUACGCUGCGUGAUUCUGUGGUCAUUGCCCUGGGUCAAGAGAAUGAGAUGUCUUUCAAGAUGUGCAUGGUUGCCGUGUUGCCUUUCAUAUUUAUGUCAUUGUUGAGUGUGCUAGGGUGCGAUGGUCAUCGAGAUUGCCGAGUAGCUGCCUCAGACAUGGGAUUCUCUUCAGUUCCCGCAUACCUGGUCUCAGAUGUUGCGCUCAACUUGCUUUUGGCCCCAUUGAAUUUGGCAACCAAUGUUCCGUUGGCGCUGCGCUGCAAUCAACUUGUCACUCGAUGUGCAGCGGAGCAUGGGUUCUUGCAGCUGCUGCUAGGAUCAAUCCUCACUGGGACUGCGCUAUGGAUGUCGGACUGUUUUCUGAUUGGUACUGCCGGCACCCUGCUCGUCAUCAUCGAGAAAUAUUCGCCCAUUUGGUUGGCAGCUUUUCUGGCUUGUCUCUUUAUUCAGCUCGCAGCAGUGUGCCUUUUGUUCUGCAAGAUCACCUUGCCACGUCCAAAUCUCGCUUGUUGCAGAAGCAUCGUCGUCACACCUGGGUCUGCUUGA